Molecule: messenger RNA, 2615 nt
Organism: Trichobilharzia regenti
Lineage: Eukaryota; Metazoa; Platyhelminthes; Trematoda; Strigeidida; Schistosomatidae
Source: the annotation of a GenBank genome assembly
CCCUAGAAUAGAGCAGUCUGAGAGCAAAAUGCAAUCAUUAAUGACGAGUGGGCCUCAGAGAGGUGGAAAUCGAGAAGGCUCCAUGAUGUAUAGUAAUGCAUAUAGACCUAGUGAGUGUAACAGGUUUCGUAGUACAUCCUCAACAGAUAAGUUACGAGAUGCAAGACAAACACGGUUGUGUUUUACACGUUUGCAAGAGGUGCAUACAAAGGUGAACUGUGAACCAGUGAGCAAGUUCAGUGAUAAGCUAAAUGUAAACUCCAGGCAUGACUCCGAAUUGUGUGACGAUAACGGUUUGGUCAGGAAGUCUGUAGUUGCAACUGGUAAGUCAUUGUUGAAUAGAGUGUCACAGAAUAGAGUUGCUGCUUCAGAGUGCAGUUCUGACUCCACAAUUUUACAAGGUAUUACUAGUCAGAGUGAAGUUAUAAAACCUUUUAGGAUUUGCGAGGAGGAACCAAAAUUGUCUACUUCUGUUAUUAAAGAGUUUGAAAAUGAUGAAGUUGACGGUAAAGUGAAUAUUCGUGAUAAUGAUCAUGAUACUUCACAGUUGUCUUUGGUUGAUCAUGAUGAGAUGAGGGAUAUGCCUACUACUGCUAAGUUGAACAAAGUUUCUGUACAACUUGAACGUGAAGUAGAAACAAAUGCAGAUGCAGUUGCAGAAGGCAUGCAUACUUGUGAGACCGUCAGUGUAAGUGAUCAGCAUGUAGCCCACCUAUCAUCAGAUGCUAGUGCUAAACCUGAGCUGAUAGUAAAAUACAGCAGUGGUGGUGGUCUUGCAUGUAGACAAACUUUUGAAAGUCGAGCAACAACAGCUUUUGAUCCACCGCUAACUUCAUCAACUGAUAUCAAUCAGUCGUCGUUGGUGCUGUCAUCCACAAUGAAACAGACGCCCAUCAUCUCAAGUAUCUUGUGCAAUGACUAUGCUAGUAUCAGUUCGUUUGAAAGGACGAAUAUCAAUGGUCAGUUUAGUGAGGAUAAGCCAAGUGUAAACGAGAGAGUAAUUGUUAAAUUGACUUGCACGAAUAAAGGCAUUUCUAGUUUCAAGUUACUAAUUGAAUGUUAUUAUCUUUGGUGUAAAUUACUCUAUGCCUACGCUUGGUUGACCAGAUACGUCGGGUGUUUGUUCGUCAUCUAUGUUCUACGAUACAAUGACAUGAGCGUGUUACCGUUCAGAUUUGAGGAUAUAGACGAUAGAAGGAAGUCAGCAAAUGAACUCUGCGAUGAUUUUCCAACCUAGGGCGUCAACCUAAGAAGGGUUGUAGGCGUACUGCUGUAAGUCCUACAAUUCUUCAAAGGGUAGCGCAUCAAUGAGCAGUCCAAUGUGCUUGGUGUGUGAUUUUGUACAUAUGUUCAUAUUGUAUAUACUGAAUUGAUAUCAUCUGUCAUCUAGCUGUUGGUAAUUCUGUUUGUGUCCGGACGACUUCCACUUGGAUCAUCAACCUGAGAAGGAAUGUAGGCGUACUGCUGUAAGUCCUACAGUUCUUCAAGGGUAGUUUGUCGUGCCAGAAUCCACAACAUUUGAUGUAGUGAUUGUACAUAUGUUUGUGUUAAAUAAUUGUGUGAGUUCCAAUUAUUGUAAUUGUUGGUUAAUCUUGUUUGUGUCCGGACAUUCCACAACUUACAAUCGUCAAACUGUGAAGGGUUGUAGGCGUACUGGUGUAAGUCCUGCAAUUCUUCAAAGGAAUUCCAUCAAGACAUGAUCGGCGAGUUUGUGUGUACUGUUUGUGUAUACGUGUGGUGUGUCAUAUCAAUUGGUGGUGUUUUGGAUUCAUUGUGUUUACUCGUUGUUUUCGUACCUUGUUGUUAUUGCAUAAUUUUGUUAAAAUUUUCGUCGUGAUUACUUCUGAAGUUGUUUCGAGUCUUCUACAUCCGUGAAUGAAUUGAUUGAUGUUAAGGACAGCAGAUGGGUCGUAUACGCCGGGGAGGCUAGGCUAUUGCUGAGAAUGAAAUGCACACGGAGAUAAUUGUUAGCUGCGGUCCGACACGCCGGGGAGAAAGAGUGUAAACGACUGAGGCUCGCAUGCGUCACCGCUACUAGAACUGAGGCAGAAUGAGUGACAAGCGAUUGCAGUGGUAAUUGGUAGUGAGUAGAUAAGAGGAUGUGCGUAGAGUAUCGUGAGGUGGUGCUAUGGUCACGUUGCAUUCUGCAAGAGUCAUUCUAGCAAGUGGCGAUUGUGUUGCAAGAGGAUGCCUUUAACUCGAAGGCGCAGGUCGUCAUUGAUGUGUGAGAUUGUGCUGUGAGUAUGCUUGUGGUGUGUUGGCUUUUCUGUUUGUUUUCCAUUUCAGCUCUGUCCGUGUGACCCAGGUUCUCGCAAUGGCAUCCAAGUCAACGUGCAUUGGUCGUGAAGGAAAAAAGGGUUGGAUCCCUUUUUUGCCAGGGAGUGUCAAUGGAGUUGAAGAUUGAACGAUCAAUUCUUGGUUGUUUGCUCAAAAUCAACUUCCCCAAUUUUCGCGGAGGCAUCAAUACGACAGUCAUCGUCUCAUCGGUCGCUGUUCAGAAAGAAGUCAGUAGCAAACCAUCAGAAGUAAUCUUAUGAUUUAUUAUUGUAAUAUUUGUUCACAGACCUUAGUUCAAUUAGUAUUUUUAUAUGUUGGUGCAACAAUAAAGAAUUCUC